AUGACCGAGGCGAUCGUUGCCACUGAAACCAGUCGACGGCCUCAUUCCGGCGGCCAUGGAGCUGCUCGUGAACCGGAUGAACAUGUCGCCACCUCCUCUCGACGUAUUCGUCGGUCACCGCUCGUUGUAGACGACAGUUCCAGCGUCACGUCACACUCAACGUACCAUAUCGCACAGUCGCCCACCGAUCGACCAAUUUGGCUGGAAAUGAAGCGGAGGCAUCAGGCCAACAUGGAAGAACUGCACGGCAAACUCGCAGACGUGCCGCGGCAUUGGCUUUUCAUCCGGUUCCUCAAUAAUUCGUUCUUCGCGCGUCGACUUAUGCGGUCUGGGAUGCUACUGUCAGCCGCUCUAGUAGGCGGCGUCAUCUUCCACAGCGCGUUCAUCGAGACGUGGCUGGACGACAACAGAGACUUGGACGACUACGACGACUGCAACUCUCUGGCCGCGUUCUCCAAUCUCAUCUACCAGGCGCUCCCGGCCGCCAUCAUUCUGUCGCUGCCAGGCUCGGGCCUUCGUGCGUUUGAGCCUUUCAAACGCACCGCCUUGAACUCUCGACAGCCGAAAGGUACGAGCGACAACGGCAGCGACAGUGACGCAACGCUAGAGGAAGAGCCCCAGGCCGCUAGUGUGGCGACCAUCCGACGCAGCUUCGUGUUCCAGCUAUGCGAGGUGUUGGCUGUGUUUAUGCUGUUUUUCGACAUCGGACUGGUGCUGUAUUUCCUCUACGUGCUCUUUAUCGGCGCGCUCAGCUCGUGCGGAAGUGUCGCCACGCAGAUAUUCACGAUAGGCGCUGCGUUCUGCUACUUUGGGCUGUUUACAGUCUUGUAUUACUUCGCACGACUUGAGGAAAGACGUGGACCUGCGCUCGGAUAA
Molecule: messenger RNA, 876 nt
Organism: Phytophthora infestans T30-4
Lineage: Eukaryota; Oomycota; Peronosporomycetes; Peronosporales; Peronosporaceae
Exons: 2
Coding region: 1-876 (291 amino acids)
Source: RefSeq, a predicted model, not a curated record